AUGUACGAUUAAUAGCUCUUUUAUGAAUUAAAAUUUGAAUAUAAUGAAUUUAAGUAUUAAUUCUUUUCUACAUAACUAAUUGAUAUUUAAAAAUGGAUUCUUGAUAUUCAAUGUGUCAUAAAGAAACUAAAAUAGGGAUUAAAAAAUUCAUAAUAAUUAGAGAAAAAAUGGAAAUCAUUUUUGAAGGUCCGCUAUAAAAAUAAUUUAAUAAAUAAUCAAAGACCUUUAUUUCGGAUUAAUAUUCAUGUUUAGUUAAAAAAUAAUUCUCUAAAUAGGACAGCAAAAGAUAAUUCUUAAGGAAAUUAAUAUGUUUUAUUAAUUUAUAUAAAAUCAGUAAAUGUUAAGAGGAUAUCAUUUUAAGUAAUUUAUCAAUUAUAAUUUAGAUUUUCACAAAUAAUGAUCAAGAAUGA
Molecule: messenger RNA, 410 nt
Organism: Paramecium sonneborni
Lineage: Eukaryota; Ciliophora; Oligohymenophorea; Peniculida; Parameciidae
Source: the annotation of a GenBank genome assembly